Molecule: messenger RNA, 2146 nt
Organism: Syngnathus acus (greater pipefish)
Lineage: Eukaryota; Metazoa; Chordata; Actinopteri; Syngnathiformes; Syngnathidae
Product: tensin-4-like
Exons: 13
Coding region: 186-1838 (550 amino acids)
Molecular function (GO): protein binding
Source: RefSeq, a predicted model, not a curated record
UGGUAAUCUAGAGUUGAUGAUAGGUUCACUGGGAAAAGGGUUGGCAUUUUACAAUGAAAGCAUAAAGUACAUAUAGAGUCCAAAUAAAAAAGACCUGGAUAUAUCAGCUUUGCACAUUUCCUGUUCUAGAAUCAUCACAAGAGAAAAAUAAGUUGUGCUAAAAGAUUGUGAGCCCUCCUCCUAACAUGAUGCCGAAUGCUAAAGGCAUGUCCCAUAUCCUACCCAAUCACGUUCUGAGAGUGGGUCAAACUAUACGUCUGGACCCAGAACAGGAGACGGUGACUCCGUGUUCACGGCCAAGCAAGCCCAGCAGUCACCUUGGCAACAUGGAUCUGGACAUUUCUCUUGAUAAUCUCAACCAGCUAAUGCUUGAACUGGAUCCAACCUUUGAACCAAUUCAGGCCAACAAAAACCAUUCGUGCAUCAGUCCAGCUGCAGAAGGAUACUGCUCCAAACCCACAGUGUCUCCCAGUAUCCCCAUCCCCAGACCUGUCAGUGUCAGCUUCAGUCCCUCGAGCACGCUGGUCUUUGCUGACUCCCCCUCCUUUUCCCGGCCUCUACUGCCAUGUGGGGGUGCACCCAAAAGAAAUCCCCCAAUGAGGCAUGACAUAUCGUCUUCUCAAGGGUCCCUUCGCUUGUCCUAUUCAAAUAGGAACAGUGCAGCCUCACUACUCUCGACAUCAACAUGUUCAGAUACCAGCUACAUCCUGGGAAGCACCCUGUCUUUGGCCAGUGAAGAUGCAGAAGGGUCAUUCGUCUCACUCAGUGAUGGGUACAGGACAAGGCACUCUAUGACCCAAGAUGGGUCAGAUAAGCGAGGACAGGAGAUGCCAAGCAACUGCUCAAUGAGUAGUCCUGAGCUGUCGCUCUCUGGUUCUUUUACUGAUAUUCCACUGUUGCUCAUCAAUGGCAUACCACACCAGGACAACAAGAAAUCUCCUACAACGGAUGACGAAGAAGUACAGAAGCCAUUUGUUCAUCACGGCCAUUUAGGUGGGAAUCAGUCAUCAAUGAAAUUUGUUAUGGACUCUUCAAAGUUUUGGUUCCGUCCGCAUAUAAGCAGAGCAGAAGCUGAGGCCUUUGUGAAGGACAAAGAACCAGGAACAUUUGUGGUGAGAGACAGUACUACAUACAGAGGAAGUUUUGGUCUUGCCAUGAAGGUUGACCAUACAGUAACUGGUUCUUCAGCAACUGCAGAUAUGGGAGAGAGCAGGUCUCAGUUUGUCAAACACUUCCUUAUCGAAUCAACAGCAAAGGGUGUUCGCCUCAAAGGCUCUUCUCAGGAACCGUACUUUGGAAGUCUUUCUGCUUUGGUGUACCAGCAUACUAUUUCCACUUUUGCUUUACCCUGCAAAUUGCUGCUCCACUCCCAAGGGCAAGGUGGGGAAGAAGGUAGAACAACAGACAAAUCACCCUCAGAGGAAAAGAAAGGAACGGCCUGCAAUUUCAUCUACCUGAAUGCUAUCCCCACUGAGAUGUUGACAGGACCUUGCGCAGUCGAGAGGGCGGUCUCCACAACACUCCAACUGCCAUCAGGCUCCUUUGAACCUGUCAUAGUCAACCUGAAAGUGUCUUUGAAGGGCAUCACACUCACAGACAUCAACAGGAAGCAGUUUUUCAGACGUCAUUACCCCGCUCACCUGCUUAGCUAUGGUGGAAAUGAUCCAGAAGAUCGAAGGUGGAGAAAAGGUUCACAUUUUGGUGCAAGGAUGUUUGGCUUUGUGGCAAAAGGUGUGGAAGCUGGCAUGGAGAACAUCUGCCACAUCUUUGCUGAAUAUGACCCUCUACAGCCCUGCAGUGCAGCUGUCAAUGUUAUUCAGGCUAUCAUAGCCAAAUAAUAGGUGCGCCAUACUGAAAAAACAGCAAACAUUACUUUGUACAGACUUUCCAUAUUAUGUAUAUUUUCAGGUUACUACUAAUGCAGUGGUUCUUAACCUGGGUUCGAUCGAACCGGUUCGGUUUCAGGGGUUCGACAGCGACUCCACUGAGGAGGUCCGAACAAACCUGAUUUAUUGUGUAAAUUCUGAUUUGCCAGUAUGUUAUUUGUUGUGAGUUCAUGCAUUGUGUUGGUUUCGUUCGUUGAACAAGGUAAUGUUCAUAAAUGGCUAGUUUUGUGCACCAGUAAAAAACUUAUAUUUCUUGAAUU